This is a messenger RNA of Cynoglossus semilaevis (tongue sole), 392 nucleotides long. RefSeq names its product DNA-dependent protein kinase catalytic subunit-like. Gene Ontology annotation, biological process: double-strand break repair via nonhomologous end joining. Lineage: Eukaryota; Metazoa; Chordata; Actinopteri; Pleuronectiformes; Cynoglossidae. Bases 20 to 361 code for a protein of 113 amino acids. The record is from RefSeq and is a predicted model, not a curated record. The transcript has 2 exons.
UUCCAGUGAUGCAGAGAGUAUGGAAGACAGCACUUCAGUGGAGAUUUUGAACGCAGCGAAAGAAACGCUUCUUCAGGGACUGGCUGAGGAAAACCAGGGCCUCCAGCUGUAUGUGCGUAACUUCUGGAGUCAGGAGAAGCGUCUUCCUACUGCCACCCUUGACCGAAUGUUGACGGUGCUUCAGUCCUUGUACUCCUGUCAAAUAGAAAGGUGUUUCCUAAGCCUGGCUACCAACCUGCUGCUGGAGAUGACCAGCCAGAGUCCUGACUUCAAUCGUAACAUGUUCGAGUAUCCCCUGUCGGAGUGUACUUUCCAGGUAGGCUGUAUAUCCAUAUCAGAUAUUGGUAUGGAACAUCUCUAGGAAAAACCUUUUCUCAGUCUUAAAGAAGCCA